Harpegnathos saltator (Jerdon's jumping ant) is the source of this 1528-nucleotide messenger RNA. RefSeq names its product torsin family member. Gene Ontology annotation, biological process: cellular response to misfolded protein. The record is from RefSeq and is a predicted model, not a curated record. NCBI's taxonomy places the organism in Eukaryota, Metazoa, Arthropoda, Insecta, Hymenoptera, Formicidae. Bases 154 to 1209 code for a protein of 351 amino acids. Gene Ontology annotation, molecular function: ATP binding; ATP hydrolysis activity. The transcript has 3 exons.
CCGAUUUAUGUGUUUAAUUUAAUUUAUUCAACUACAAUAAUUGUUUAUUGGAAUGCAAACGUAACUUGGGAUAUCUUUUGUCAUGUAAAAUGUUGGAGAAAAAAAGAUAGCUAUAAGAGACAGUAAAAUAUUAUUGACUGGUAUUCAUUAAGAAUGAAGUUUGCUCGUUUCAUUUCUAUGCUUUUGUUUAUCUUAAUCUUUUUGGUCCUCGUGCAAUGUGAAUUCAUAACGUUUGGCGUAGUCGGUGCAUUGAGCGGUUUAAGUUAUUAUGUGUAUGAUUAUUACAAAUGCGUAUAUCAGGAAUGUUGUACAGACGAAUAUAUUCUUUCCGAUAUAGACAGACUGGAUUAUAUGCUUACUGCCAAUGUGUAUGGUCAACAGAUUGCUCACGAAGCAAUUAUAAAUGCAUUGCGUGGGCACUUCUAUACUCAUAAUUCACCUAAGGCACUUGUCAUGAGUUUUCAUGGCACACCAGGAACUGGCAAGAAUUAUGUAGCACAAAUGAUUGCUAUGGCUCUUUACAAAAAAGGAAUUCAGAGCCAAUAUUAUUAUUUUUUCAAUGGCCGCAAUGACUUUCCUUUGCAACGGAAAUUGGACGAUUAUAAGGAGGAACUCUACAAAAUCAUUUCCAGCAGUUUACGACAAUGUGAAAGAUCAAUGUUCGUAUUUGACGAAGUAGACAAGAUGCCAGAGGGCCUAUUGAACGUGUUGGUACCAUUUCUAGAUUACCACAGUUACCGCAAAUCGUCAAAAUACAGCGAGUCUAUACAUCAAAAUAAAGCAAUCUUCAUCUUCUUAUCCAAUACCGGUAGCGCGCAGAUUGUGCGGCAUCUUUUUAGUUUAUGGGAGAGAGGCAAGAAACGAGAAGAUACGCGGCUACAGGACUUCGAGAAACUGAUCGCCGAUGGUGCGUUUAGUGAGAAAGGUGGUUUUCAUCACAGUGAUACCAUACAGACCAGUGUGAUCGAUCAUUAUGUGCCAUUUCUGCCGCUAGAGGAGGUACAUGUAAGGAAAUGUCUGGAACGUGCUUUCACCGAGCGAGGUGUUGUUUCUCCGAAAAAAGAAAUGAUCCAGGAAGUUCUGUCGCAUCUGACUUUUGGACCGGAGCCUUAUAAUUUGUACUCUAUGGCUGGUUGUAAAAGAAUUGAACAAAAAGUUGCCGCUGUUGUGUACGGCAAAUCUACAUUACAAUCCAGAAAUGUCGUUUGAAAAUAUAUUAUAACAAUAAUAACGAUAACCCAUGGUAAUUAGUGGUUUAUAUUUAAUAUAUAAUAUUAAUAUAAUAAUUAAUAUAUAAUAUAAUAAUAAUUAAUAUAAUAUAUUUUGCAUAGCAUCCCGAUGAGAGCAUUUAUUUAAUAAAAUUUUCUUACAUUUAGGAAAAUGUUUAAUGAAUGAAAAAAUAGUAAAAUUGAUUUUGUAUUUACACAAUAGGUAAAUAAAUAUUUAUGUGUGUGUGUAUGUGUAUACGCGCACGCUUAUAUAUAAGGGAAGCGCAUGUGCGUGUAAAUAAAUGUCUAUAUAUACAAAA